Messenger RNA from Arachis ipaensis, 345 nucleotides. NCBI's taxonomy places the organism in Eukaryota, Viridiplantae, Streptophyta, Magnoliopsida, Fabales, Fabaceae. The record is from RefSeq and is a predicted model, not a curated record.
AUGGAAGAAGAAUAUGAGGCCCUCAUGAGGAAUCACACUUGGACACUAGUGCCAAAGCCACCCCCAAGCACAGCCCCUACCAUUGGCAACAAAUGGGUCUUUCGAAUCAAGAAGCAUCCAAAUGGUACAAUUCAAAAGUACAAAGCACGGCUUGUGGCAAAGAAAUUUCAUCAAAAAGAGGGAAUUAACUUUGAUCAGGUGUUUAGCCCGGUGGUCAGAACUCCUACUGUUAGAGUCAUAUUGAGUUUGGCAUUAGCAAAGGAAUGGAAGAUCCGACAGUUUGACUUCAACAACGCCUUCUUAAAUGGCGACCUCGAAGAAACUGUCUUCAUGACUCAACCAUAA